Messenger RNA from Saccostrea echinata, 904 nucleotides. Its product is annotated as glutathione S-transferase omega-1-like. The transcript has 5 exons. NCBI's taxonomy places the organism in Eukaryota, Metazoa, Mollusca, Bivalvia, Ostreida, Ostreidae. Gene Ontology annotation, cellular component: cytoplasm. Bases 90 to 899 code for a protein of 269 amino acids. The record is from RefSeq and is a predicted model, not a curated record. Gene Ontology annotation, biological process: glutathione metabolic process. Gene Ontology annotation, molecular function: glutathione transferase activity; glutathione dehydrogenase (ascorbate) activity.
CCACUUCUAUAUCAUGUUAGGUCAGUUUAUGGAACGGAUCAAAUACACCUCUGUCACCCCAAAUAAUCAGUACUGAGAUAGUGUGAUCAAUGUCAUCCGUGUUUCUUUGUCGACAAAAACUUCAGAAAGCGGUAAUACAGCACACUGUGUGGAGAAGAUAUUCUGAAAUCAAAAUAAUGUCGGAAAAAGCUCUGGGUCGAGGGACCCAGUGCCCCCCUCUAGCCCCAGGUACCCUUCGCCUGUACAGCAUGAGAUUCUGUCCAUACGCCCAGCGGACACGUCUGGUCCUUUUGCAUAAGAAUAUAACGUUUGAGACAGUAAAUAUCAAUUUAAAACAGAAACCUGACUGGUUUUUGGCGCGAAAUCCAGUCGGUCUUGUUCCUGUAUUAGAAUUUGAUGGCAAGGUGCUGUACGAGUCUAAUGUGUGUAACGAGUACAUUGAUAACGUUUACCCGAACCCCAAACUGAUCCCAACAGACUUUUAUCUCGCAAGCAGGGACAAGCUGCUAUGGGAAACGUUUGGAAAGGUGACGGAAUUAUUUUACGAGAUACCAAAAUCUGUGGCCGAUGGAACGUUAGACAGAUGUCUACGUCGAUUUAAGAGACAAUUAAAACGUUAUGAAGACGAGCUUACAAAGAGAGGAGAAUUCUUCGGAGGAUCAUCACCAUGUAUGGUGGAUUUUAUGAUUUGGCCUUGGUUUGAAAGAGUACCAAUUUUAGCAGUAAUAGCACCGGAGGCGGAAGUGAAUUCUAAUGAGUUUCCACAUUUGCAUUCCUGGAUGAAACUAAUGAUGAAACUUCCGGCUGUGAAAGAGACAUAUGAGGAACCUUCGGCUCACAUUCAUUUCUUUUCGACACUGAGAGCAGGAAAUCCAGACUAUGAUUACGGGUUGAGUUAACAAAA